AUGGGACUCGAGUGUAUUUAUCGUCCUCCGUUAACCAGCCUGGAGACGGAUGCAUCCGUUCUGGCUCGUCUGUCACACAUUGAGACGCGCCUGCAAGCCCUUGACCAGGGCCGUAUAGACCCGAGUUUCGCCACCACUCCUGCUCAAGAGGUUGCCGUUAUCAAGACGUGGCCCAGAGUGCCGGAUUUCCACCACGCAGCCGCCCAUAAAAUGUUCAACUACUGGUCGAGACUACGAAUCAACCUCGAUAUCCCUGGUCUACAGCCGCUUAAAUUUCUGGGCCAAGUAGAUGACAAUGACUCAGGCCUCUUUAGUGCUAAUUUCGAGAGCCCAGUCCCUGCAGAUAUACCCAUGUCCGUCGUGGUCAAGUGUAUCGAGUCCUUGUUCGCAAGUAUGGAGGAACUGCCUUUCGUCUUUAGGCAUCUCUUCUUGUAUGGAGGACUGUCGAACGAAGUAUGUCUCGACGUCUUGCGGCGGCAUUUAGAGGCGUCUCCAGGUCAAGAUGUCAUCCUCCUCUUCAAGGCACAAACCAUCGAAGAGCUCCUUAUUCAGGCCGUGGCUCUCAAACAUAUGGCGACCGUUACGGGGGACAACCGGUUGCUGGGUGAGAAAGCAGAUCUCUCGUUCCGAUAUGCUCUUCAACAGAUGUGGGUGCUGCAAGCCCAGCAAAGCCCACGAGCGCUACCAUUCCGAUUCUUGUUCGUCAUCAUGCUGCUCUAUCUUUAUGGGAGACCAUACCAUGCUUUGCGCAUCCUGCAAAGUCUUGAACCCCUGGUUUAUGGUCCUCCGCCAAAACCUCAAGACGACCCUGCGGUCAAAUCCCAGUAUGAAGCCUGUUUACACCAGUACUUUAUCCUGGAAAGCGAUAUACUGAGCGAAGUGGAUGGGUUGCCCUUAGAGCGUCUCCAUAACCUCUUCGUUGCGACAAUGACCCAAGACGCCGCGGCCACCCCUCCUAGCUUGUUCGGGAACGAACCGAUUGCAGCGUCGGUAGACAAUUAUCAGUCACAAGAACUCCUAGCUCACUUGCAGCUCAGGGCCUACAUGAACAAUAUUCUAGAACACAUGUACCAAAUCGAACGAGCCUAUUGCCGCCCCGAGGACGUUGCAGGGGUCGUCACCGAUAUUGCGCGACGUUUGGAUCUAUGGUAUUGGACCCUUCCUCUGAGCAUGAGAUUUCCUCGGCACCCGUCGUCUUUCUGUCUGGCAUCACACAAUAUGUCGCACAUCAUGGUAAGCAAAGAAACCCUUUUGGCUGUGAUGCAGUUUUCUCAUGUAUCCAGGACGAAUUGA
Molecule: messenger RNA, 1293 nt
Organism: Cladophialophora psammophila CBS 110553
Lineage: Eukaryota; Fungi; Ascomycota; Eurotiomycetes; Chaetothyriales; Herpotrichiellaceae
Exons: 2
Coding region: 1-1293 (430 amino acids)
Source: RefSeq, a predicted model, not a curated record